AUGGCUGAAACCUUCGCUUUCAAUGCUGACAUUCAGCAGUUGAUGUCCCUCAUCAUCAACACUUUCUACUCCAACAAGGAGAUCUUCCUGCGUGAGCUUAUCUCCAACGCCUCGGAUGCGCUCGACAAGAUCCGCUAUGAAUCCAUCACUGACCCAGACAAGAUUGAGGCCCAGCCGAAUUUCUUCAUCAAGAUCAUCCCGGACAAGACCAACUCCACCCUUACCAUUGAGGAUUCGGGCAUCGGUAUGACCAAGAACGAGUUGAUCAACAACUUGGGCACCAUCGCCAAGUCCGGCACGAAGGCCUUUAUGGAGGCCAUGGCCGCAGGUGGUGACAUCUCGAUGAUCGGACAAUUCGGCGUCGGCUUCUACAGCGCAUACCUUGUCUCAGACAAGGUGCGCGUGGUCAGCAAGCACAACGACGACGAGCAGUACAUCUGGGAGUCUGGAGCCGGUGGAUCCUUCACCGUGCAGAAGGACACUGAGCUCGUGCACGGUGAGAUCAAGCGUGGCACCAAGAUCAUCUGCUACCUCAAGGAGGAUCAGUCGGAGUUCCUGGAGGAGCGACGCCUGAAGGACUUGGUCAAAAAGCACUCCGAGUUCAUCGGCUUCCCCAUUGAGCUCUACGUGGAGAAGUCCAAGGAGAAGGAGGUGACCGACUCCGAGGAAGAGGAGGAGGAGAAGAAGGAUGAGAAGGAAGGCGAUGAGCCCAAGAUCGAGGAGGUUGAUGAGGAGAAGGAAAAGGAGGAGAAGAAGAAGAAGACCAAGAAGGUCAAGGAAGUCUCACACGAGUGGGAGCAGCUCAACAAGAACAAGCCGCUGUGGAUGCGAAAGUCUGAGGACGUGACUAACGAGGAGUAUGCCUCCUUCUACAAGUCCCUGUCCAACGACUGGGAGGAUCACCUGGCAGUGAAGCACUUCAGCGUGGAGGGUCAGCUGGAGUUCCGCGCGCUGCUGUUUGUGCCGCGCCGGGCUCCCUUUGACUUGUUUGAGACCAAGAAGAAGAGGAACAACAUCAAGCUCUACGUGCGCCGGGUCUUCAUCAUGGAUGACUGCGAGGAGCUGAUGCCCGAGUGGCUCAACUUCGUGAAGGGAAGCACAAUGGCCCCUGCAAGGAAAUUCUACGAACAGUUCGGCAAGUGCCUCAAGCUGGGCGUGCACGAGGACUCCACCAACCGCACCAAGGUGGCGGAGCUGCUGCGAUACCACACCUCCAAGUCAGGAGACGAGCAGAUCAGCCUGAAGGAGUACGUGGACCGCAUGAAGGAAGGCCAGAACGACAUCUUCUACAUCACGGGUGAGAGCAUCGCCGCUGUCUCUUCCUCCCCCUUCCUGGAGACCCUCCGCAAGAAGGGCAUCGAGGUGCUCUACAUGAUCGACCCCAUCGAUGAGUACUCCGUGCAGCAGCUCAAGGAAUUCGAUGGGAAGAAGCUCAAGAGCACCACCAAGGAGGGUCUCGACAUUGAGGACGAGGAUGAGAAGAAGAAGCUGGAGGAGAUGAAAGCGGAAUUCGAGCCACUCACCAAACUGAUGAAGGAGGUCUUGGGAGACAAGGUUGAAAAGGUCAUCGUGAGUUCUCGCAUGGCCGACUCGCCGUGCGUGCUGACCACCUCCGAGUAUGGAUGGUCUGCCAACAUGGAGCGUAUCAUGAAGGCCCAGGCCCUUCGCGACAACUCCAUGACCUCCUACAUGGUGUCCAAGAAGACCAUGGAGGUGAACCCCAAGCACUCCAUCAUGGCGGAGCUGAAGAAGAAGGCUGCCGCCGACAAGUCUGACAAGACAGUGAAGGACCUGAUCUGGCUGCUCUUCGACACUUCGCUCCUCACCUCCGGCUUCAACCUGGAUGAGCCGACCCAGUUCGCCGGCCGAAUCCACCGAAUGAUCAAGCUCGGCCUCAGCAUUGAUGACGAUGACGAGGGACUCGGCGAUGACGACGACCUCCCACCGCUGGAGGAAGUCGAGGGCGCUGCUGACGAGGCUUCCAAGAUGGAGGAAGUCGACUAA
Molecule: messenger RNA, 2004 nt
Organism: Symbiodinium pilosum
Lineage: Eukaryota; Dinophyceae; Suessiales; Symbiodiniaceae
Source: the annotation of a GenBank genome assembly